AUCGGCCGCCCGGAGAACAUUGUCGGGUGGUACCACUCGCACCCGGGCUACGGCUGCUGGCUCUCGGGCAUCGACGUCAUGACGCAAAAGACGAACCAGCAGUUCCAGGACCCGUUCCUCGCCGUCGUCAUCGACCCGAACCGCACCGUGUCGGCGGGCAAGGUCGAGAUUGGCGCGUUCCGCACGUACCCCGAGGGCUACACGCCGCCGCACGCGGCCGCGUCCGAGUACCAGUCGAUCCCGCAGGACAAGAUUGACGACUUUGGCGUGCACGCCGCGAGCUACUACCCGCUCGAGGUGUCGCACUUCAAGAGCUCGCACGACGCGCGCCUGCUCGACUCGCUGUGGAACAGGUACUGGGUCAUGACGCUCAGCCAGAGCCCGCUCGUGUCG
Molecule: messenger RNA, 393 nt
Organism: Rhodotorula graminis WP1
Lineage: Eukaryota; Fungi; Basidiomycota; Microbotryomycetes; Sporidiobolales; Sporidiobolaceae
Exons: 3
Biological process (GO): protein deneddylation
Cellular component (GO): cytoplasm; COP9 signalosome
Molecular function (GO): deNEDDylase activity; protein binding; metallopeptidase activity
Source: RefSeq, a predicted model, not a curated record